AUGACGGAAUCAGUCACCAGAGACUUCAGUGCGAUGGACCUGGGGACGGAGACUAAGGCAACCAGUGUAGCAGACAGCACUGUAAACCUUGAAAUCACCAUUCAAAACCUCAUUGAUCGAUGCACAAACCUGCACGAAGAAGUCGAGACGUACGUAACAGCCGUCAUUGCCAAACAAAAGCACACCAAGGCCCAGCACCCCGUCGAAUACCGCAAUCUUCGAACCGACUUCAGGAAUGAGCUCGCCUUUCUCAAAAAGAUUGCUGGUCAAAACAUGGACGAGGAAAAGGCACGGCACUUCAUAGUCUCCUCCAACCUGCUUUACUACGAAGCACUGUGGGGAGCGGCCAAACGUUCUCAGGGUCUACAGGCAUUUCGAAAAUACUUCUACUGGGAUAAAAAGGCUCGGAAUACCACCAAGGGAAAAGGCGGCGCAUCCAAAGGCAGGACAAAUGCAUUGGCUGAUAUUGUUGCCGACGAAGGCGGAGAGUGGCUGCGUGUCUCUACUCUUUCAGAAAAGCGGCUGCUGUUUGACCUGGCCAAACUUGGGUGGAUGAACGAUUCCGACUCCGACGAAGACAUGCCAGAUGCUCGACCGGCUCUUGAAGAUGACGAUGAAGACGACGAAGAUGAGGUCGACAUUGUCAGAAAUGCUCGCCAGCUUGCAAGGGCUGCCAAGGCAAAUCCAAUACGCGGACGGCCGCCCAAAGUCCACUUUGUUCUCACGCGCAUUGUUGCUGGCAAGACAAAGGAGAUCGACAGCAUAUUGCAUAAGAUUCGCGCAACGGGAGCAAGCGUCCAAUGUGCGAAUGACAUUCCACCAGCGCCACCGUUGGAGGAGGUGUUGCAGCAACUACUCAUCGAUCGCUCGCGAGCCAUGUCGCACACUUUAAACAUCGACUGUACCAUUCUUCUCGCACUGAUAUCCGACAUUUCGCAUCAGGAGUGCCCAAUACUAGACUGGUACCCCGGCGAAGUGCGCGCGCAGAUCCAAGAAGAAGCAGAAGAAAAACUGUUGCCGACGCACUUGUAUCCAGCCAUUUCAUCGCACCCAAUGGUGACUACACAAGAGGCGGUGGACCAAAUGAAUCUCAUUGUGCAAACGCUUGCAACAGAUGCUGAGAAAGUACGCGCGGAUUUGCUCCUCGCGCAAGGUGAGCACGUCAAUACCUCAGGAGAAGAGCUGGUCGCCGAGUGGGCAAAGCUAUCGAAUCACACUCCGCCCGAGGGGUUUCAGUUGCCACUUCGUGUCGUGAAAACCGACAUUGAGGCCAUCGUAUCCCGUCUCCCUGCUGUAGCGACCAGACUGUCCGAUGAGCUGGGCGCACUGAAUCGAGCCAUCUUUCUGUACGGCUGGGCAGAGGGCCUCACGACGUUGAGCGCCAAUCGUGGUCGAGCGCGACAGAUCGAGACGGUUCUAAAUGAGCAUGGACUGGAGGAGGGCGAGGAUGGGCCGCACAUUUGGUUGUGUGGAGAGAGUAGAAGUUUGAUUGCUAAACAUGGGCGGAGAAGAUGA
Molecule: messenger RNA, 1515 nt
Organism: Parastagonospora nodorum SN15
Lineage: Eukaryota; Fungi; Ascomycota; Dothideomycetes; Pleosporales; Phaeosphaeriaceae
Exons: 1
Coding region: 1-1515 (504 amino acids)
Source: RefSeq, a predicted model, not a curated record